Messenger RNA from Periconia digitata, 1008 nucleotides. The record is from the annotation of a GenBank genome assembly. Lineage: Eukaryota; Fungi; Ascomycota; Dothideomycetes; Pleosporales; Periconiaceae.
GUAUCAUGGAUGAUCGGUCUGGUUCAAGUCAACAUGGCACCUUCACACCCCGUCAAAAUUGUCCUAGGUACUCACCAGAUAGGCGAUGCCUCCGCCUGGCCCGGAAUCAUCCAUUUCACAACGAAAGAGCAAGUCUUGGCCCUUACAUCGGCAUUCAAAGCCAGAGGCCACACCGAUCUCGAUACAGCGCGCAACUAUCCGGGAUCCGAAGCUCUUCUGGGGGCUACAGGCGCGCCAUCUGAGUUUUCCAUACACACAAAGAUAUUCGGUGGGGGCCCAGAAGCGACUGCAUCAAAAUGGCACUCAAGAGAUGCAAUCGCGGCCAGCAUUGCGGCUUCGCUGGAAGAUCUUGGUGUAGAUAGCGUCGAAACCAUGUUUCUUCAUGUGCCUGAUCGAGAGACGUCGUUGGAAGAGACGCUGAAGGCAAUGGACGAAGCUCAUGCUAAAGGACAGUUCAAGAAGCUUGGUGUAUCGAAUUAUACGGCCAAAGAAGUCAGCGACAUGCUAGAAAUAUGUGAGAGGGAGGGCUUUGAGAAGCCCAGUGUGUAUCAGGGGCAUUACAAUGCGGUUUUUAGAAGCGGCGAGGAAGAAUUGUUCCCCUUGUUGAGGAAGCAUGGCAUUGCCUUUUGGGCUUUCAGUCCGGCAGCUGGUGGUUUCUUCUCGGACCAGAAGAAGGCUUCGGCACGCUGGGACGAAAAGACCUUGGUGGGUCAACUCUAUAAUAACUUCUAUGGUUCUCCAGCUAUCGAGACUUCCGCCUCUGCCGUUCGCGCCUCCGCCUCCGCUCAUGGCAUCAAUCCUCAUGAAGCGGCAUUGAGAUGGACAGUCCAUCACAGCAUUCUGGAUGGUACAUUUGGAGAUGCUGUAUUGUUCGGUAUGUCGAAGUUGGAACAGCUGGAACAAACGCUCGAUGCUGUCGAGGCAGGACCGCUACCUGAUGAUCUUGCGACCCUGAUCUCUGGUAUUUAUGCCACCUUUGAUGGACCUGGACCUGCGUACCAUCUUUGA